GCAGCGUAUUGUUAAACUCCUUUCAGGACAGAUGUUAUUGAAAGUGUCAAAAUUGAGAUUGCCGUUGGCAUUAGUACUGUUUUAGAUAUUUUGUGAUGCUGGCUCAUGAGCUCACAGUGUGAAGUGGUUUAGUUACAACGCGGUGCAGACAGACGAUGUCAUGAGGAGCGCGUUGCUGGCGGCUCUGCUGGUGUCGGCCGCAGCACUCGCCGCGCGCGCAGAGAGCAAUACGGUGAAGGCGCCAUCCUCAGGGGAUGAUCGCGAGCCCGACCAGGAAGAUGAGAGUGACUCCGCACCCUUCAUGAUCGUAGUGGAGCAUACAAACGGACGGCGCUGCGGUGGGUCGCUGGUGUCGCUGCGCACGGCGCUGACGUCGGCGUGGUGCGCGCGCGGCGGGCCGGGCGCGGGGCCGGGCGCCGCGGCGGUGGGCGAGCCGCACGAGCUGUGGGCGCUGGCGCCGGGCGCGGGUGCAGCGCGGCGCGUGGCGCGGCUGGCGCUGGCCGCGGGCGCCGACGCCGCGCGCGCCGACGACCCCUGGAGCGGCGCCGCCAUGGACCUGGCCGUGCUGGAGUUGGAAGCGCCGUUCGGCGGCGGCGCGCGCUCGCGGCCCAUCCUGAUGGCCACGCAACCGGCCGAGUGCGCGGCGCGCGCCACGUGCCACGUGGUGCGGGCGCUGGGCCGCACGCCGCGCCUGCGCAUCGUGGACGCCACGCUGGUGCCGGGCGAGGCGUGCGCCGAGCGCGCGCGCGGCUGGCCCGGGCUGCGGGACUCGGCGCUGUGCCUCGUGGGCCCGACGCUAUGCUCGAGCGACUGGGGCGCGGGCGUGGUGUGCGAGGGCAAGCUGUGCGGCGUGCUGAGCCGGUCGGCGCGCGGGGCGCAGGCCGGCGGCGAGGCGGGCGACGCGGAGCAGCGCGGUGACACAUGCGGCGACACGCACGUGGCACAGAGCGUGGCGCGCUGGCGCAAGUUCCUUCAUUGCGCACACACUCUACGCGCGUGUGGACUCGGCGGCGACUGCGCGCAGCUGUGCAGCGAGCGGCGCCUGCUGGACACGGAGGACGCGGCGGCCACGCACGACACCACCACCGAGCCCGCCGACACCAGCGCCGACACGGACGCCCUGCUGCCGCGCACCGCCACCUUGCCUGCUCUCCUCCCAUCCACGUCGCGGCCGGUGCGGCCGACGAGCGUGGCCGCCCCGACGCGCAGCACGCUGCGCCGCAGCUCCGUGGCCGGCAUGCAACUAGCGCCGGGCUCGUCUCCACCGCCGUCGCCGCGGCCCGCGUUCGAGUUCGAGCCCAACCGGCCUGACUUCAAGGGCAAACCAGCGCGAACCUCACGCGUGUACUUGAAGGCGGGCGAGUACGGCGACAACGGCGCGGAGUACGGCGGCGAGGAGGCGGCGCUGCCGCCGGGCUCCAGCACGCCGAGCAGCGUGGCCACGCACCUCAGCUCGGCCGUGUCACCCGACGCACGCUCCGCCAACAUGCUGGCGCGCGUGUCGCCCGCGGUCGCGCGCCGCUCGCGCGCCUCCUCUCUGUCUGCUAACCUUCUUUAUGUUAUUGUGGCGAUUACAAACUUUACUAUUUGA
Molecule: messenger RNA, 1591 nt
Organism: Helicoverpa armigera (cotton bollworm)
Lineage: Eukaryota; Metazoa; Arthropoda; Insecta; Lepidoptera; Noctuidae
Exons: 7
Coding region: 161-1591 (476 amino acids)
Biological process (GO): proteolysis
Molecular function (GO): serine-type endopeptidase activity
Source: RefSeq, a predicted model, not a curated record